UCUGAAAUCUAAUCUAACCCAAACCCAAAUCCAACAAAUAAAACUAAACUCUCCUCUCCAAUUUCAUAAUUCUAACCACAAAAAACUUGUAAACUUUCUCAUACCAUCUCUCCUAAACUCUCACCAAUACACAAACUCAGCUCUACUUAAUUCUUCAUAAUCCCAUGAUCACCAAAUUCAGCUCACAAUUUGGUGGCUGACACCAUAUAGUUGCUCAUAACCAAGUUUUUACUUACUACUAUUAGUUUCAAAAUUUCAGCUUCUUCUUUCUUAGUAUAUUUUACUUCUCUCUCUACCUUUCAUUAAACCCUUUUUUUCUCUCUCUACCCAUUUAGGUUUUGUUUUAGUGAGUAACAGAGGUUCUUAGAUUCUUUAAAAGGCAAAAAAAAUGGACCCCGUAACGGCUCAUGGCCAUUCUCUUCCGCCGCCGUUCCACACGAGAGAUUUUCAGUUACACCACCACCACCAGCAGCAGCAGCAACAGCAACAGCAGCAAUUCUCUCACCAUCAUCACCACCAACAGCAGCAGCAACAUAACUCCGAAGACGAACAAAGUGGCAGCAGUAGCGGCGCUGGUCUCAACAAGUCGCAGAAGCGCGAGCGUGACGACGGAAGUAAUAACAGUGAAGGCAAAGAGUUGAUGAUUAAUUCUUCCGGUGGAGAGAUCACGAGAAGACCUAGAGGAAGACCAGCUGGAUCCAAGAAUAAACCUAAACCGCCCAUCAUCAUCACUCGCGACAGCGCCAACGCGCUACGAACUCAUCUUAUGGAGGUGGCCGACGGUUGCGAUAUAGUUGAGAGCGUAGCUACAUUUGCUCGGAGGAGACAGAGAGGAGUUUCUAUUAUGAGCGGUACUGGAACUGUAACUAAUGUAACGUUAAGACAACCAGCUUCUCCGGGAGCUGUGGUUACUUUACAUGGUAGGUUUGAGAUUUUAUCAUUAGCUGGAUCGUUUUUACCACCACCUGCUCCGCCUGCUGCGACGGGGUUGACUAUAUAUUUAGCUGGUGGACAAGGGCAAGUUGUCGGCGGAAGUGUUGUCGGUACGCUUAUUGCUUCGGGUCCUGUUGUGAUUAUGGCUGCUUCUUUCAGCAACGCAGCUUAUGAGAGGCUUCCUUUAGAAGAGGAGGAGGGGCAGAUGCCGAUGCAAGGUGGCGGAAUUGGAUCGCCGGGAGCAGUGGGGCAGCAACAACAGCAGCAACAGGCGGCGGGUUUAGGAGAAGCAAAUGCUCAGAUGUUUCAAGGGUUGAACCCUAAUUUACUCAAUUCUAUUCAGUUACCAGCUGAGGCUUAUUGGGCAACUGGUCGUCCUCCUUAUUAACAAGAAAAUGCCAUAAGUCUCCAGGGUAUACGAAGCAUAUAUCAUAAAAAACCUUCCGAAAGAGUUCGGCUCGGUUAGUCGAAGCAGUGGCUCUGGACAUCUAAAGAACAAGAAAGAAUAUUACAAGGAUUGAUUUCAGGUGUAUUAGUUCAGUUAUUAUGAUCUUCUUUUUUAAUUUUUCUUUCUUCCUUUUCUUCUUAUUACUAUUAUUAUUACAUUCAGUUUAGUUAUGAUUCAAGAGAUGAUGACCAAGACUUUGUAGCUAGCUAGAGUAUUUGGGUUGUUGACCAUUUUCAGGUUUCA
Messenger RNA from Mercurialis annua (annual mercury), 1624 nucleotides. RefSeq names its product AT-hook motif nuclear-localized protein 26-like. Lineage: Eukaryota; Viridiplantae; Streptophyta; Magnoliopsida; Malpighiales; Euphorbiaceae. The record is from RefSeq and is a predicted model, not a curated record. The transcript has a single exon. The coding region runs from base 389 to 1321 and encodes 310 amino acids. Gene Ontology annotation, molecular function: DNA-binding transcription factor activity; minor groove of adenine-thymine-rich DNA binding. Gene Ontology annotation, cellular component: nucleus. Gene Ontology annotation, biological process: vegetative to reproductive phase transition of meristem.